Molecule: messenger RNA, 354 nt
Organism: Microthlaspi erraticum
Lineage: Eukaryota; Viridiplantae; Streptophyta; Magnoliopsida; Brassicales; Brassicaceae
Source: the annotation of a GenBank genome assembly
AUGAAAACUUUCUUGAUUUCGGCUACUAUUGCUCUGCUUUUCAUAUCAUCAACGUUACCUCAAAAUUCAGGAGCAGAGUUUGGACAAUGGUGUGUAGCCGAUAGACAGUUUCCAGAUGGUGUGGUACAAGCAGCUUUAGACUGGGCUUGUCAAAAUGGAGCAGACUGUAGUAAGAUUCAGCCUGGCCAGCCUUGCUUCGAGCCCAACACUGUCAUGGACCAUGCCUCUUUUGUCUUCAAUGAUUUUUACCAGCGUAAAAAGCAUAGUGGUGGUACCUGUGACUUCCACAGCGCUGCAGUGGGCACCGAAACCGACCCUAGUCAUGGUUCUUGCAGCUUUCCGUAUAUCCCCUAA